AGCCCUCAGAACAGAUGAGCGUGAAUGGAUAUAAUAUCUUAAAGGAAUGAUAAUACGUUUGGAUAAGAUGUGGACGCUUUUUUCAAUCGUCCUACUGUCUAUCAUACAGAUGCAACAGGUUAUGGCAACAGGAUGUAGUAUUGUGUCAGUGACAUCGACUUCAGCAUCGACGUUGAAUGUCACCUGGAGCGAUGACAUUGGCGCUUCGGUCUAUUUACUGGACUUACGACUAGUCAACUCCACCAGUAUUGUCCCGUUGGUGGUGAUGCCGUAUCCGCCCAGCACUCAGAGGCUGGUUCAGGGAUUACGACCCGGCCAUACGUACCUGGUGACGCUGAAGGUCUUAGAGUUUUACAAUGUUGUGUGCAACGACACUUACCAAGCCAUGACAGUACCUGCAACAUCUCAGAUCACAUAUUCCAGAGCUAUUUCAAGUACCUCUAUAAUAUUUGAAUGGUCGAGUGUGUUUGGGGCCGACAGCUACACCUUAUAUGUGGAGGAGUUGUUCAGUAUGCCCGCGAAAAAAUACAACCAGACCUCAACAAAUUUAAGCGGGCAAGUGGACGACUUGAUUCCAUCUACUACGUACAACUGUUACGUUUAUGCCGACAACAACGCAGGCAGGAGUGCCAGGAGUAAUAUCAGGACCAUCGUCACCUUGGUGCAGCCGCCUACGGGUGUGGCUCUUGUCUCCACCGGAAGGAACACGGCUCAAGUGUCUUGGGUCGCUGUGGAUAAAGUUCUGCUUUAUCAAGUGACCGUGAGCGACAACGAUAAUCCCAGCAACGCGCCCGUCAUCAUGAACACAUCGACCACAACCAUGCAAAUCAGUAAUCUAGAACCUUGCUCCACCUACACCGUGGGGGUAUCGUCAGUCAACGUGUUCUUAGUUCCAGGGGAACCUUCUAAUGUCACGCACACAACAUCCACUAUAAAUCCAGUGACAUCCAUCACGACAGUCUACAGCUGCUCCAGCGGUAUGGUGACAGUAACAUGGGAUUUGGCCUUCGGUGCCAACUUGUACCGGGCCACGGCGGUGGACGGCACCGGCGCGUCGGUCAACUGUACGUCAGCCACCGAUAACUGUCAGAUCACCAUGCUCAAGUGCGGCGAGAAGUAUAGCGUCUACGUGACGGCAAUCUCGGACGACUGCGAGAGUAUCGCCAACACCUCCACCCUGUUUGAGACAGUGCCCUGCGCGCCGGCUCACCCUCUGACUAGCCACGACUGCUCCAGCGAUGUGAUCCAAUUUAGCUGGGAGGCAACCAACAACACCUUGUACUACGUGGCCAUGGCCAAAGACAACAACGGCCAACUCACUGAGUGCCGGACACAAGAAACUACCUGCUUCUUCACCGAAACGGGCUGCGGUCAGUUCUACACGUACACCGUGCUUGCUGUCAGCACAGAGUGCAACAGUGAAGUCAGCCAGCCUGAGUUUGUCCGGACAUCUCCUUGUCUUCCAACAAAUGUAAAGACGGCAGCACAAUGUCAUUCGGAAACCUUGAUCACUACUUGGGACUCGGCCGCAGGAGCUCUGUCCUACACUAUAGAAGCAGAAGGCAACACGGGGCAAACCUACAACUGCACCUCCUCGUCAAACAGCUGUGCCGUGACCGGCGUGCCUUGCGGGGAACACCUCAGCGUGUGGAUCGUGGCUUCCAAUGACAACUGCUCAACCAACAGGGUUCUGGGAGAGGUGGCUCAGACGGUCCCUUGCACCCCCACCAUUGUGUCAGCAUCAGCUGACUGCAGCCAAGAUUCUGCAACAGUCACCUGGACGACAAGCAUCGGCGCCUUAUUUUACAUCGCAGUCAUUCAGGAUAUGAAUGGAAAUUCGCACAGCUGUAAUUCAGGCAGAACCUAUUGCUUGGUGGAAGACCUGACGUGUGGACGGAACUACACGGCCCACGUUAUCGGAACUAAUCUGAAAUGUAACAGUAGCGACAGUGAUGACAUUGCAUUUAUUACAGCACCUUGUCCCCCUGACAACAUUGAAGCGUUCAGAGACUGUGACGCCAACCACGCCCUGAUUGUCUGGCAGAACCACCAGUCCACGGGCAACUACACGGCAAUCAUGAAAGAUCAGAGUGGAGCUCAACUUAGCUGCAACAGUGACACUGUCAACAACUGCAAAAUCCCUGACCUGCCCUGCGGGAAGAGAUACAAUGUUACGGUCACCAACAAUGAUGGAAACUGCUCGUCUACCUCCACAUCAAUCAGCAUGGACUCCGUUCCAUGUGGCCCAGAGGAUGUUGAAGCGGCCAUGAAUUGCCUGACAAACGAGCUGACGGUGACCUGGAGCAUCUCUGUUCCUGCGGACAACUAUACAACCACCAUUUCCAGAGGGAUGGGUCAGCCUCUGUUUUGUAACUCCACAGAGACCCAGUGCACCAGCGGAGGGUUGGUUUGUGGCAGCAUUUACUCGGUGACUACUGUCGCCAUCACCGGGUCUUGCUACAGUAUGCCAAGUACAGAGGUCAACGUGCAAUCAUUGCCAUGCCCUCCUACAUCUGUAACUCCUUUUGAAAUGUGUGAACCAGCCCCUAGUUUAGUGACUUGGUUGGCCAGUGACAGUGCCAACUCGUACACUGCUGUCGCUGUGAGCAGUACAGCCGAAGCUUCAGUAUGCACCACCAACGGCACAAUGUGCUACUUUUCUGACCUUACCUGUGGGGAAGUUUACAGUAUCACUGUGGCAGGAGUGUACAACAACUGCACAGGUCUCCAGGGAGACGCUGUGCCACUGUACACAGAACCAUGCACCCCCACCAACGUGUCCAGCCAGCUGGACUGUGCAGCUGGGACUUCUCAUGUCUUCUGGAACUCGGAUCCAAAUGCCGUCAGUUACACGGUGAUAGCCGCCAAUCCAGAGCAGACGCUCACCUGCGUCAGCCCCACCCCCAACUGCACGCUGACAAACCUUCUCUGUGACCGCCCUUACGACAUUUUUGUAACGGCCACCGAUGGCAAUUGUGUCAGCAGCAACAGCACCCCCAUCUGGCAAGCACCAGUACCGUGUGCGCCAAUGGAUGUCGACACCACUUUGUCCUGCAGCACCAACGACUUAACGGUCAGUUGGACAAAUUCUUCUUGGCCACUAAACUACAGCGUCACCGCCACCCCCCUCUCUGGAAAUAUGACAUCAGCCGUCUGCUCCACGGACAGCACUACCUGUAGUCUGAGUAGCCUUCACUGCGGACAUACUUACAAUGUAUCUGUAAAAGGUUGCUAUGGAGAUUGCCCUGGGCCAUAUAGUGUCCCACAGACAAUCAUGACAGCUCCAUGUGCACCUCAGAGCUUGGAAGCAACGAUAGACUGUAGCACAAACUUCAUUUGGGCCUCUUGGAGUGCUUCUUCGGGGGCUACCUCCUAUUCAGCGACUAUGGAGGGACCAAAUGGAUUCAUUGAGAUCUGCCUGUCAUCGAACCUCACCUGUUCUUUUCGUAAUUCAUCGUGCGGAACGCAAUAUAGUAUUAACGUCACAGCUCACGACGACUACUGCACUAGCGACGUCGUUCAGACAACAAUGACCACUGGGCCGUGUGAUCCAGUCAAUGUGACCGCCGUUCUCCAGUGUGGCUCUGAUGCAGCGACAGUAUCUUGGCAAGCCAGCACAGGGGCCACAGCGUACCAUGUUUCGGCUUACAGUUCACAGCAUCAAACGUCCUGCUGGAACAUGUCAACUUCCUGUCAGUUGAACGGGCUGCAGUGCGGAACGACGUAUGAUCUGACUGUGCUAGCUGAGGACAAUCAUUGUAAUAGCACAGGAAGUUCACAAGCAGUGUUGAAGACAGCUCCAUGCUCACCAUACGUUGAGAACAGCACCCAAAUCUGUGGCACCAAUUCCUCCUCUGUGUCUUGGAUGCCAAUGGCCGACGCCACAGGUUACAUCCUUUACGCAACAGCCAUAGGCGGCCACUCAGUUUCCUGCAGCUCAGUGACCCCAUCGUGUGAGCUAACAGAUUUAGUGUGCGGCGAGACCUACACGACCACUAUUGUGGCUCAGGGAAGCCAAUGUGACAGUCCACCUGGAGAAAGCACUGACAUUACCACUGUUCCAUGUCCACCGGCGGUCGUUUCCAAGCAGUAUAUGUGUGACAACAACACAGCCAUGCUCAGUUGGAGUAACACCGUCGGAAGUCUGAGCUACCAAGCCGAGAUAGUCGGAUAUGGUUAUAUGGACAGUUGCAAUACUACAAAUACCAGUUGUGUAGUCCAUGAUCUUCCUUGUGGUUUGGAUUUAAAUGUUACCGUGCAGGCUGAAGGAGAACACUGCAACAGCGCCCCCAGUGUCUGUCAAUCACUCCAAACGGCCCCGUGCGCCCCAGUGAACAUUAGCGCCACACUAGUUUGUUUCAAUCAUUCGGCCUUGGUGUCAUGGUCGGGAAGUUACAGUGCUGUAGAAUACACAGUGACCUCUUCCGGCCAAAAUGGGCACACACAUCAAUGUCACUCCAACACAACUAGCUGUCAACUUUCACACAUCCACUGCGGAGAAACAUAUGACAUUACCGUAAUGCCGCACUCCGAGUCGUGCGCUGGAACAUCGAGUGAAGUCUACAGCUUCAGUGCAGGCCUUUGCUCUCCCAGUAAUGUCACCAUGUCCCCACCGUGUGAAGACAACAACAUAGUGUCUUGGUCCAGCGUAACAGGGGCCGAGAUGUACAUAGCCACAGCCAUAGCCGAUGAUGGGCAAACACACAAUUGCAGCUCAAAUACUUCCACCUCAUGCCAGUUCACUGACCUUCAAUGUGGCCAAAACUAUUCCGUCACCGUGGUGACCGUGGACCGGGGUUGCAGGAGCGAACCGAGCUCAGCUGUGCAAUUGACAACCGCUCUAUGUCCACCCACAAACUUGGCGGGCCAGGUCACCUGUGACACCAAUACAGUGACCAUCUCAUGGGACCAGAGUCCAGUGCCAGGGGUUUCUUACAUCCUGAAAUACGAGAAGCUCUAUGGCACACUUACUUCUUCAUCGCUGACGAUAUCAACCACCUCACACGCAUUCAACGACCUACAGUGUGGACAACAAUAUGCCUUCUACGUUGCCUUCCAGGAUGGAGUUUGCCACAGCAGCUACAGCCCUUCUAUGGAAUUAAGCACAGCUCCCUGCCAGCCUACAAACUUCACUGCUCACGUGGACUGCGGGAUGAACAAAGGCAACUUCUCCUGGGCUGAAAGCAAUGGAGCCGAUUUUUACACAGUGGAGGUGAUAGGAGACCAUGGCCAUGUGGCGUCCUGCGCAUCCAACGACACUUCCUGUGCUGUCAGACUUCACUGCGGCCGCACGUAUUCGGCCUCGCUGGUAGCUUCCACUGAGAGCUGCAACAGCACUGAACAUGCGGACAUUUAUUUUGAUUCCGCUCCCUGUCUCCCAGAAGACGUUGUCGCUGUGAUGGACUGUUACACCAAUGUGAUGAAUGUGAGUUGGUCAGAGACGCCCGGCUCAGACAACUACACGGCCUGGGCCAUCAGCACACAUGGACACAGAGCUUCCUGCAACUCCACAUACAACAAUUGCUCCAUCCAUGAUUUGCAUUGUGGCCAUGUCUACGAGGUGGUGGUCACCUCGUCCUCCGUUCAGUGUGAAAUCAUCGUAGGUUCUGACUACCAGGUCCAAGCCGCUCCGUGUAAACCGGAGAACGUCACAGGGGAUCUUAACUGCAGCUCCAACAUCAUGACGGUCAUGUGGGAUCAAGUCAGUUCACUGGCUCAGAACUUCACUGUAGAAGCCACAUCUACUUCUGGUGUUAACUCUACCUGUGAAACCAAUAUGGGCUACUGUUCCUUCUUGGACUUGAGCUGUGGUCAACUCUACACUUUCACCGUAAUGGGUUACACCAACGUCUGCAUGAGUGAGAUGAGCUACCCCACAGCCAAGCAAACCGCUCCAUGCCCCCCUGGCGAGGUAUCCGCAGUGUUAAACUGUACCACCCGAAAAGCUCUGGUCAGCUGGAAUACGGCUGAUGCAGCCACAGCUUUCAGCGUCCUUGCAACCACCACCGAUGGACACAAUUCCUCCUGCAGUGAGAUGGGAACGUCAUGUGAACUUAACAACCUGGUCUGUGGACAAAACUACUCCGUAAUAGUGGACUCAAUGCACACUGGCUGCGCCGGUCCAGCAACUACUCCAGUCUUGCUCACUACAGAUCCUUGUGUUCCCAUAAACAUCUCAGUCUACUACAGAGUAGUCGAUACCCAAGUGCUGUGGACUGCAGCAGAUGGAGCAAGUUCCUACACCGUCUGGGCUGGAAAUGAUCAAGGCACAGUCGCUACGUGUAACAGCACAGGAACAAGCUGCCAUUUGAGUGGCCUGCAGUGCGGUCAGAUCUACAAUGUUACUUUGACAGCACACAAUCAGGCUUGUGACAGUUUGACGUCUGACACUCAGUAUCUCAAGACAGAACCAUGCCCGCCUACCAAUGUUUUGGCCGAUGUGGAGUGUGAUCAACUUGCAGUGACUAUUUCCUGGGACCAGAGUACGCUCGCUGUGGGUUACGUUGCCUACGUUUACGACAAUUACGGAGGCUACAAGUUGAUGUGUGAGGUGGACGACACAAAUAGCAGCUGUGAGGUCUCGGGGCUCAUGUGUGGCACCCCAUAUGACGUCUGGGUUGUCGCCUUGGGGGAGGAGUACAACAGCUCUAACAGCACAACGGUCACAUUCUCAUCAGAGCCUUGCCCACCAGAGAGCAUUGAAGCCGUUAUGGACUGUGACAUCAAAUCUGCGAUUGUAUCUUGGCUACCCGGCAUUGGAGCCGUGUCUUACAUGGCUGAACUAACAGCUUCAUCGGGCCACACGGCAACAUGCACCACUAACCGGACCAACUGUCUACUCACAUCUCUGCAAUGUGGCGAGGGAUACAUCGUGACUGUGACGAGUGUGGGAGACGCCUGCAAUAGCGCUGACGUAAUGUCGGGAUUCCUCAUCACAGAGUCGUGUGUCCCGAUGAAUCUCUCCGUCCACUUCAUUGUGAGCCAAGCUCACGUCAUGUGGGGUGAAACAAAAGGCGCCGGGUCUUACUGUGUCCAGGCUGUGACUGACCAGGGUCUGACUGCCACCUGUAACAGCACCAACACCCAGUGCACCCUUACUGGUUUGCAGUGCAGUCAGAUCUACAACGUAACCGUAUCUGCAAAAAACGAUGUCUGCAACAACACAGCGAAAUCGGAAACGUACCGACUCAUGACAGAACCAUGUCCACCGACCAAUGUCCAGGCCAAUGUGGAAUGUGAGCAGCUUACAAUGACUGUUUCCUGGGAGCAGAGUGAGCUCGCUGUGGGUUACGUUGCCUACGUUUACGACCAUUAUGGAUACUAUUUGACGUGUGAGGCGGAAGACAUAGACACCAGCUGUGCUGUCUCGGGACUUAUGUGUGGAACCUUAUAUUAUGUGUGGGCCAUAGCCUUGGGAGAGCAGUAUAAUAGCUCUGACAGCACGAUGGUCAUGGUCACAUCAGCUCCAUGCCUGCCCACCAAUGUAGAUGUCGAAGUGGACUGCAACUCUGAUGGGGUUGCAGUGGCGUCCUGGAGCCCUCCUUACGGCAUAGCAAACAUUUCCCUGACAGCCAGUGGAAGUCGUCAGUUUCACUGCCAAGCUGGCCUGUUGAGUAUUUGUAACCUGACGGGUUUAGACUGCGGUGAAACCUACAACUUGAGCCUCACUGCCAGCAACAACGACUGCAGCGUCACGUCUCAUAUGCGCUCAAACUUCACCACACGUCCAUGCCGACCUCGCUAUGUUGGGGUUGUCCGGCCGUGCGGUACUGAAGCUGCUGUCCUAUCCUGGGAGAUGAAGCCUGAAGUGGAACUUUACAUGGCAAGCGCUGUGUCAAGCUCAGGAGGGGAUGAGCUUUGGUGUAACUCCACAGGUUCUUCCUGUGCUUUCUCAUCCCUCUACUGUGGCGAGAUGUACAACUUCACCGUCAAGGCACUGAGUCACAGCUGCUGUAGCCAAGUUAGUGACUCCGUAUACGUUCAGACAGACCCUUGCCAGCCUGUGAUUGUGUUGGCUCAGUCACCUUGUCAGAGCGAGGAGCUGCAGCUCUCCUGGAAUCCUGCUAGCGGCGUGCUGUUUUACCUCAUCACGGCCACAGGAAAUCUGGGCUAUGUGGAGAACUACAAUACGACGCAGACGGGCCUAACUGCGUCUCUUCCGUGUGGACAGAACUACAGCGUCACCGUGCAAGGACAAGGAAGCGAGUGCAACAGUGACCCGAGCACUAUUGCCUUUGUCAAAACAUCUCCUUGCAUCCCUCGUGACGUGAUAAUCCAUGAGCAGUGUGGGGCGAACACAGCCACUGUUUUUUGGGGGUCCAGUGAAGGUGCCAAAACAUACGCUGCAGAAGCCAUUGGUCUUGAUGGAUACAGCCACUGGUGUUACAGCAACCAAACCAACUGCACCUGGGAUGACCUGCGCUGUGGGGAGGUCUACAUGGUCUUGGUGAUGGCCAAGGAUGAGGACUGCACCAGCCUCCCUAGCAACAGCUCUUUCAUCUACAUGGAACCAUGUUCACCUCAGAAUGUCCUUGCCUCUGUGGAUUGUGAUUUGAACGCUGCCUCGCUUAGCUGGGAUGCCAGUAAUGGGACAACAGUGUAUGUGAUCUCGCUCGAAAUGGAUGGAUACCAAAGUGUUUUGCAAAACACCAAUGACACCCAAGUCUACUUGUCAAACCUUAACUGUGGGGCAAACUACAACCUCACUGUGACACCUUACAACGAUAACUGCGAGGGCAUGACCAGUGCGACGACUCCCAUACAGACAUGGCCGUGCCCACCCGGUGAGGUUUAUGCCAUGCAGGACUGCAUUUCUGAUACGGUCAUGGUCAUGUGGCAACCUGGCAAUGGAACAAACCACUACACAGCCACCAUGGACUCUGACAUUGGCAACUCCCAAAUCUGCAUGUCAUACUCUGGCGAAUGCAACGUUUCUGGAUUGACCUGCGGACAAAACUUCACCGUGUCCGUCACAGCGUCCAACCAGCAGUGUAAUGUCACCUCCGUAGCAAAUCACAGUGUGCACUCAGUGCCGUGUAUUCCCACUGAUGUCUCUGUGGCGAAGGACUGUGCCAGCAACACUGCUACCGUUUCCUGGUCUGCCAGCGACGGUGCAACGCAGUACUUAGUAGCAGCCUCCUGUUACCAUGGCAAUGUUAGCCAUCAGACCUUUGACCUCAACUAUACGCUGGAUGAUCUCAUGUGCGGUAGCCGAUAUUCCGUUCAAGUGGUGGCAAUGGAUGACAACUGCUCCAGUGUUCCCAGUCAAGUUUUGGUAUUUGACGCAGCUCCAUGCCCUCCUCAAAAUGUCAGCACCCAACUCAGCUGCAUGUCCAAGAACUUGACGGUUUCUUGGGACUCCGUCGGCUAUGCGGACUACUUCUUAGUUGCGGUACACGAGGACAACAUACAAGGAAGCAAUGAGACCUUUAACACGACCAGCAACGAAUGUUCCACCAGUCCCCUAAACUGUGGAAGUAGCUACACCAUCCAAAUCACGGUAGUCAAAGGAGAUUGCCAAAUCCCAUCCACUCAGAACUACAGCACGUUGUCAGCUCCAUGCCAGCCUCAGGGCAUCCAAGGCAGCCUUGACUGUGUGACCAAUUCGGCCUGGAUCUCAUGGGACUCCGCCUUGGGCACCGACUCCUACACCGUUUCGGCGAUCGGAGAAGACGCCAGCACGGCCAACUGUACCACCUGGACCAACACCUCCUGCGAGGUUGAGGACCUGGCAUGUGGCAUUCUUUAUAACUUUAGCGUGACUGCCAAGAACAGCCAGUGUGACAGUUAUCCCAGCACCACCAUUGAAUUGCAAACAGCCCCCUGCUCCCUCUCGGGCAUCACAGCCUUCACUGAAUGCCACGACGGUUCCAUCAUCGUCAUCUGGGAGCUCGUGGAAGGAAGCGAGGGAAACACCGUGUACAUCGCCACGGCGGAGGCUAGCGACCACACGUACCUGUACUGCAACAGCACAGGCACCAACUGCACCCUGCAAGGGGCACAGUGUGACCUCUACUACACCAUCAUCAUUGCCGCUUCAUCAGAUUCGUGCAGCAGUUUGAGAAGUCCACCUUAUAGAAUAAGCAUGGAACCGUGUCCACCAAGAGAGGUGAAUGUCAGCGCUUCGUGCGAGGACCGCAGCGCCCUGGUGUCCUGGACCCGCUCCCUGGUAGCAGCAACUUACCAAGUAGUCGCGAUGUCUGCGGACGGACACACGCACACUUGCGGCGACUCCUUCACCAACUGCACCUUGACUGAGCUGCAUUGUGACGAGCAGUACGCAGUCCACGUGACAGCCAGUCAUGAGAACUGCACCAGCAUGGCCAGUCACAAUGUUACCUUCAGCACAGGUCCAUGUCAGCCUGAGGAUCUCUCGGUAACCUUCCACUGCAGUAACCAGUCUGCAGUGCUCUCGUGGACCCCCAGCGAUAAUGCCGUGGACUACUACGGCUGCGCGCAAGCACCGAGUGGAGAGAUGCUCUACUGUUACAGCACCUACCCCACCUGUACCAUUCCCAAUCUGGACUGCGGGACUUUGUAUAAUUUCUCCGUACAGGCCUCGGAUGGCACGUGCAACAGCUCCUUCAGCGAGCCUGUGCAAAAAGGAGCAGUCCCGUGUCCUCCAGAUAGUGUUGAAGUGCAGCCUUUCAUGAUGUACACGGAGAUCCAGACAUUGCGAUUCACCUGGACGGAAAUAAGCUGCGCAGACACAGAGUACCUGUUGAGGUUAUCGGGGACCCUGCUGGGAAACAGCCAGGCCCAGUUUGAGGUGUCUUCUUAUUGGACAAACAUGACCUCGUUUGAGAUCCCGCUUCCCUGCGGUUCUUCCUACUCGGCCACAGUGGAGAGCAGGAACACUGCUGGAACCGGCGACCAGUCUGUGCCUCUUAAUGAUACAACAGCUCCAUGUCAGCCAACCAUGGUGAUGUACAGUAGCAACAUCACAGUCGCCAGAGUUUCCUGGAGCCCUUCCAUGUUUGCCACCACAUACUUUGUAUACAAGCACAAUAUCUCACUCAGCUCCCGACUGUGCACCACCACCGGCCUGUCCUGCUUUCUGCUGGUCAACAUCGACUAUUCAGACCUGCUGGUCACGGGCAGCAACGCAGCCGGGGAAAGCCAAGGAUCGACGGUUACGAGUGUGGUGGCGCAUGUCAGAAAGAGAGACAUCAGUGAGAGUGAAGGUCUUUCCGCCCCUGUGUUAAACGUCACACUACUUACCAGUGUAAUGGUCAUGGCGGAGUGGCCCCAAGAGGACGUUGCCAACGACGCAGCUUACAGGCUGAUGAUCAAGCCGCAGGCCCAAUCGGAGUCACCUCAGGAACUGACGGUACUCGGGUCAAGAUACAUCCUCACUGGACUGAGCCCCAACUCCACUUACUGCCUCACCGUGGCUGCCAGGAAAGAGACUGAUGUUGGACCGGAGUCGGAUCCUGUGUGCUUGGAAACUGGACAAGCCAGUUCGUAGUCAUUGUAUACAGCUUCACAUUGACACACAAGCCUGAUCACAAUGUGACAAAUCAAAUCACACUAACUUUAGACGCAAUCUUUUGGUACUCUGUAUAAAAAUCAUUAUUUUUAAUUGGCUGAAAAUGUAUACUGCGGGGUUUUGUCUAUUCACUUAAUUUAUAUAUUAGUCCUGAAAAAUGUACCAAAAAUUGUUCAAGUAUUGUGUUUUGUUUCAGAAUGUUCUAAUAAAGAAACUAAAUAUUUUUUUGUAUUGCUAUUCCGCACCGUUAUCUUUCGUUUCCGUUUCUUCAGUCCUGAAAAAAAAAGAAAACAAUUCCAUCAUUCAUAAAAGUGUUUUAUUAGAAAACAAAAUGCAAGAGAGCAACAACCCAGACACAUGACAAGCAGGGGUCUCAGCUGAACCCUUUGCGGACUCUACUUGAGGGGAUUACAACAUUCUCAGGAGGUCUACAGAAUCAGGAACAGAAUCGCUUAUCUCCUUCUCAAAGAUCAUUGAUGUAUAAGUGACAUUUUCU
Messenger RNA from Syngnathus acus (greater pipefish), 11984 nucleotides. RefSeq names its product fibronectin type III domain containing 7, related sequence 1 (gene fndc7rs1). Lineage: Eukaryota; Metazoa; Chordata; Actinopteri; Syngnathiformes; Syngnathidae. Bases 47 to 11467 code for a protein of 3806 amino acids. The transcript is spliced from 46 exons. Gene Ontology annotation, molecular function: protein binding. The record is from RefSeq and is a predicted model, not a curated record.